AUGGCGCCCGCGAUUACUGCUAAGUACGACUGGAUCCUUGCGAUCACAACUAUUGCUUUCGUUUUCUCUGCGUUCGGUAACGGUGCCAACGAUGUCGCCAACUCCUAUGCCACAUCUGUGGCUGCCCAGACCUUGACCAUGGUACAAGUCGGUUUCUUGUCCAUUGUCACUGAAUUCGUCGGAGCUGUUGCUCUUGGAGCCCGUGUCACCGAUACCAUCAAGAACGGAAUCAUCAAUAUCGAACGCUUCCAGGCUCCUGCUGAACCUGGCACACUCAUGCUCGCCAUGGGAUGCGCUGAAGUUGGCAGCGCUGCUUGGCUGAUGUUCGCUACGCGUGCUGGUAUGCCCGUUUCUACCACUCAGACCAUCGUCGGUGCUCUGGUUGGUGUCGGUUUCGCAACCAACGCUGGAGUGACCUGGGGUUGGGAGUCCGGUUCCGUCUCUCAAGUCGCUGCUAGUUGGGCCAUCGCACCUCUCAUCGCUUGUGGGUUCAGUGCGAUCAUCUUCGGCACCGUCAAGUACGCCGUCCUUGAGCGGGAAGACUCCUUCAAGUGGGGUAUGAGGCUCAUCCCAUGGUACUUCGCUGCCACGGGAGCUAUCCUGGCUUUGUUUAUCGUUGUCGAAACCCCCACGGCGCCCUCUCUCGAGGAGUUUGGUGCUGGCAAGGCUGCUGGUAUUAUUCUUGGAGUCUUCGCUGGUGUCCUAAUCUUCAGUUACAUCUUCUUCAUGCCCUACCUCAAGCGCAAGUUAAUCCAGAAAGACGCUCGUAUGCGCAUCUGGCACAUUCCUCUCGGACCUCUGCUUCUCCGCGAGAACCCUCCCCUCUACUUCGCCGGCAAGGCUGACGGCGAGUACGUAAAGAACUACUACGCCGAUGCUUAUGGUGAGGUUCGUGCUCAAGGCCAGGAAUUGCGACAGCGCAACACCAACGGACUGAACGACGAGGAGAAGCAGCCACAGGGUGUUGAUGACAUCCAAAAGGGUUCGCCAGGAAGCAGCAAAGAUGGCCUUCCUACCAAACCCGAGGAGGCCAAAGCUUUGGAAGAAAAGAUCAAGAAUGAGCCAGACGCUGUUCCUCAGCUCUCGAAGAAGCGCAAGCAGCUGGAGCCGUACGAGCGAUUUAUUGGUCCUGUCAAGGAGUUGUCUUGGGCCAAUCCCAAGAAGUUCUGGGGUUACUUCAAGUUUUGCCUGCUCCAGGGUGUUACCCGCGAUGUCAUCACCCACGACAGCGACAAGCUUCGUGACAUCCACGCUCGCGCCAACCGUUAUGAUGUGCGCGUCGAGCACAUGUGGACCUACUGCCAAGUCAUCUCUGCCAUGAUGAUGUCCAUCGCCCACGGUUCCAACGAUGUUGCCAACGCUGUCGGUCCUUGGUCUGCUGUGUACCAGACAUACAGGGAGGGUGUCAUUGCCACUGAGUCGGGCACUCCCAUCUGGAUGCUGGUCGUCGCCGGCCUGUUGCUUGGUCUCGGUUUCUGGUUCUACGGAUACCACAUCAUGCGUGCCCUUGGAAACAAGAUCACUCAGAUGAGUCCUACCCGUGGUUUCGCUACUGAAUUGGGUGCUGCCAUCACCGUGCUACUGGCUUCCCGCCUGGGUCUCCCAGUAUCGACAACGCAGUGUUUGACCGGUGCUCUCAUCGGAACAGCCUUGAUGAACUACGACCUGAAGGCUGUGAACUGGGCCCAGCUGGGUUUCAUCUUCAUGGGCUGGGUCGUUACGCUGCCAGCUUCUGGUCUCAUUGCUGGACUGCUCUGCGUUAUGGCGCUGAACACGCCUCAUUUCUAA
Macroventuria anomochaeta is the source of this 1788-nucleotide messenger RNA. Its product is annotated as phosphate-repressible phosphate permease-like protein. Gene Ontology annotation, biological process: phosphate ion transmembrane transport. Bases 1 to 1788 code for a protein of 595 amino acids. Gene Ontology annotation, cellular component: membrane. Lineage: Eukaryota; Fungi; Ascomycota; Dothideomycetes; Pleosporales; Didymellaceae. The record is from RefSeq and is a predicted model, not a curated record. The transcript is spliced from 3 exons.